AUUAUUGUAAAAAGAAGAAAAAACCAAAACGUCUUCUUCCGUGUUGAUUUCUCCAUUUGCCGACUAGCCCUCGCGAAAACUUACGGUGGGAAUCUCUCGAAAUUAAUCGAUGCAAGUGAUCUUCGCCUUCCCGUCAGUGUAAUCGAAGAGCGAGCAUUCGAUACUUUUUGAGGCACUAGGCUUAAUCGACGAUGGGAGACCACAACGAUGCCUUCAUGCGUAACAACAACAGCGCCGCCGUUCAGGCCAGGACCAAGGCCCAGAACCGCGUCAAUAUCGUGCAACUCAAGCUGAUUGGUCAAAGUCACCCGACUGGUUUGACAGCUAAUCUGCUAAAGCUGUUUGAGCCUCGCCCGCCUUUGGAAUUUAAACCACCUCCUGAGAAGAGAAAAUGCCUUCCAUAUACAGGUAUGGCACAAUUUGUUAGUAAUUUGGCUGAGCCUGGUGAUCCAGAAUAUGCUCCACCUAUCGAGGAGGUUGAAACUCGGGCACAAAGAAGAGCUAGGGUCCACAAGAUACGACUGGAAGAGGGUGCAAAAAAGGUUGCUGAAGAGCUUGAGAAAUAUGAUCCAAAUAAUGACCCCAAUGCUACUGGAGAUCCAUACAAGACACUUUUUGUAGCUAGACUUAACUAUGAGACGACUGAAAACAAAAUCAAAAGAGAAUUUGAGGCUUAUGGUCCUAUCAAGAGGGUUCGACUAGUUACAGACAAAACUAAUAAUAAACCUAGAGGGUACGCAUUCAUAGAGUAUGUCCAUACUCGGGAUAUGAAAGCUGCAUAUAAACAAGCAGAUGGAAAGAAGAUUGAUAAUAGAAGGGUGGUUGUUGAUGUUGAACGGGGUAGAACUGUCCCAAAUUGGCGACCCCGUCGCCUAGGUGGUGGACUUGGAACAACAAGGGUUGGAAAUGAAGAUCUUAAUCAGAGAGACCUAGUGCAGUCAGGAGGAAAAGCUCAGUCUGAGGAGCCAAGGAUACGAGAUGACAGAGACCGGGAGAAGUCCCGUGAGAGGGGAAGGGAUAGGGAAAGAGAACAAGAGAAGUCUCGUGAGCGAUCUCAUGAAAGGCCAAGGGAUCGUGAUUAUAGGGAUGAGAGACACAAGGAUCGUGAUAGAAACAGGGAUUAUGAGAGAGACCAUGGGCGUGAUCGUGAUAAAGAACGUGAUCGAACGCGAGGGCGUAACCAUGGUAGGGAGCGUGAUCGUGGGAGAGACCGCGAUCAUAAUCGCGAGAAGGAUAGAGGUAGAAGUAGGGACUAUGAUGUUGAUGAGCACGAGCAUGGCUAUUCUCGCGAUAGGGACUAUGACUACGAUCAUGAGCAUAGUUAUUAUCAUGAUAGAGACUAUGAUCACGAGCGGGACAGGCAUGAUGAAAGGGACAGAAAGUAUGAUCAUGGAGAGACCGAGGAAGACCAGGUAUGGUAUGAACAGUCUAAUCAUGGACAUAAACAUUCAAAAGGGGAGCACGACCAUGGACAUUAUGACUAUUAUGAUCAUCAUAAAGAUCAUGGUGAGUAUGAUAAUCCAGAUGGGCAGGGAUAUGAUGAGAGCUAUAAAGACUGACCGUGAUAAUGUUUGAUAUGAUCAAACGGAGUAGGAUAAUUAUGUUUAUGACCACGCAACCUCUGAAUCAUCACAAAGGGAUCGUGAUUAUCACCACUCGGGUCUCUCUGGUGAAUACAAGUACUAAUUAUGUAGACUUGUCAAAAUGAUAUUUGCAGUGAAUAUUGCUGCUGUUGAUGUUUGCGGAAUGUGAUUAAUGGCCCAAGCAAGCUUAAGGAAGUUGUUAAUCAUGAAAUAGACUUGGUUUUCAUUUGUGUUAUUUCCUGUUCUUAGGACCCCAUGGAGGUUUACUGGUUUGUGCUUUGAUGAUUGCUCACCAAUUUUGGAUGUGUUUAAAAACUUUAUUAUUUCUUUUCAAUAUCAAUCUGCUGAUUUUUAAAACU
Molecule: messenger RNA, 1942 nt
Organism: Ipomoea nil (Japanese morning glory)
Lineage: Eukaryota; Viridiplantae; Streptophyta; Magnoliopsida; Solanales; Convolvulaceae
Product: U1 small nuclear ribonucleoprotein 70 kDa-like
Exons: 10
Coding region: 192-1559 (455 amino acids)
Biological process (GO): mRNA splicing, via spliceosome
Cellular component (GO): U1 snRNP; U2-type prespliceosome; precatalytic spliceosome
Molecular function (GO): U1 snRNA binding; mRNA binding
Source: RefSeq, a predicted model, not a curated record